CUCAAAUUUGCCUUUAUCGGAUGAAGAUCACUUCGGUGCCGUUGAACCCAAAGCAGUUUCUUUGUAAAUUCCCAUACUGAAGAGGAAAUAAGCAUAUCGAGUGGAGAUUUUCUGAAGUCUCAUUUUCUUUUGCAGUUAGCCUACUGCCUUCCUUCGUUCAGAAGGGAGAACCCAACGAUUUCAGCCAUUGAAGGGCAACUAUUUCAAAGCAUCUUAAAACAUAGGCAAAUGGAGCAAACCUAUGGAGAGGUGAAUCAGUUGGGUGGCGUAUUCGUCAAUGGACGACCCCUGCCCAACGCCAUACGACUAAGAAUAGUGGAGUUGGCCCAGCUUGGAAUCCGACCUUGUGAUAUCAGCAGGCAACUUCGCGUUUCUCAUGGCUGUGUGAGCAAGAUUUUAGCAAGGUACAACGAAACGGGCUCCAUUUUACCAGGUGCUAUAGGUGGAAGCAAACCGCGGGUCACCACACCGAACGUUGUGAAAAACAUAAGGGAAUACAAACAGGGUGACCCUGGGAUCUUUGCCUGGGAGAUCCGGGACAGGCUUCUCGCAGAUGGAGUUUGCGACAAAUACAACGUCCCUUCAGUCAGUUCAAUAAGCCGGAUUUUACGGAACAAGAUUGGAAAUCUCUCCCAACCGAACCAAUAUGACAGCAGCAAGCAAGGAUCUACUCAAGCCGGUCUCUCCUACAACCACAUUUACCCCUAUUCGUACCCUAACGCCAUGUCACCCACUGGAAACAAAAUGGUAAACCCUCCAGGAGUACCCGUGACGGCCGGGCAUAGCCUAUCGAGGGCUUGGCCAUCGGCGCACACCGUCAGCAAUAUUCUAGGUAUAAGAGCCUUCAUGGAUCCGGCAGCCAUUGCUGCAGCAGAGGGGUAUCCACCGAAAAUGGAGGACUGGAGUAGUGUCAAUAGAGCAACGUUUCCCUCAGCUCAUGCAAACGGUAUUGACAAAUCAACCCUUGAUGGGGACAUCAAAUAUGCACAGCCGUCGUCAACAUUGUCCAGUUAUGUCCCAGCUUGUGCAUACACACCUACAAAUCAGUAUGGCGUUUACAGUGGGCCAGGUAGCUAUGUGACUCCUGGGCACCAUUGGCAGUCGCAGACGUCGAGCUUGACCCAUCCAAGCAGCGGAAUGACGAUGCACGCAGGCGACAUCCAUUCCAUGGCAUUCAAGCAUCCGUCCCGAGAAGGAGACAGAAAACCCCCCAGUCCUUUAAGCAAGCAGCAGCACGAGGCCUUGAACAGUGUACACGGACACAAUAUUCCGACCUCAUCCUCAUAACGCAGGUCUCCAUCGUGAUGGAAUUUGGGACUAAAUGCAAAUCACAGAUCCUUCUAGGCCCAAUUGAACACAUUUCAAGAAUACUAACAGUAAGUGCAAGCACUAUUUAUAAUUUGUUUGCCGUAAGUACUUCGACUGGUCAGACCAUAGCCUGUUCUAUUCACCGUAGCUACAAACAGACAUUUUGUCAAUCUGUGGCCAUUUGAAUGUACAUUUAUAAGGAUGCUCCUGUCGUCAUUGCGUUGGUGGUUGGCGAUUUUCAUAUUAUUUUAAUUGAAAAUAAAACCCGUAAUGUACAGCCUACUUUCUGAUGAAAGCAGCGGGAUGUACUUGUCAUGUCUGUCAGCGAUAUUUUAUUUAAAACUUUAUGGUGUAGAUAAGACAUCCAUUUGACAAUGGAACUGUAUCCUGGGUAGCCUACAAACGAUAAAUUAUCUUGAUUAGAUUUUUUCAUAUUUUUUUUGACAUAGGAUUAUGUGAACAAAUGGAUACAUUAUAAAUGCUGACUAUUUUGCCAAAGAUUUAAUUAUAUAUUUUUAUAAAUCCCAUGUAAAUAUGCUAAAUAAAUGCUUUAAAAAAUAUAUUUGUUCCAGUCAACAUGAAUGUUACAUUUUCUAAGACAUUUGCUUGGCAUUUCAAAACUGCUGUAGGCCUGUUCAUUCACUGUUUAUUGAUGCUAAGAGGGUUAGCCUUAGAUGUACAUAGACAUAAUUGGCUUUCAUGCAUAUUAAUCAGUUUGAAGAAUAUUGACAUGCUUCUGAAUGACGUUUGAUGCCUCAGGUUAUGAUUUUUUGGGGUUGCUUCCAGAUAGGGCUAAUUUAGAUAUAGAACUUAAGAUAUAGAGCAUCUAAUGCUGCAGAACAGCAUUAGAUGCACUUAAGCUGAAGCAUCUCUCUCUCUCUCUCUCUCUCUCUCUCUCUCUCUCUCUCUCUCUCUCU
Hypomesus transpacificus is the source of this 2225-nucleotide messenger RNA. It is a transcript of the gene pax1a, whose product is annotated as paired box 1a. The transcript is spliced from 5 exons. Bases 229 to 1287 code for a protein of 352 amino acids. Gene Ontology annotation, molecular function: RNA polymerase II cis-regulatory region sequence-specific DNA binding; DNA-binding transcription factor activity, RNA polymerase II-specific. The record is from RefSeq and is a predicted model, not a curated record. Lineage: Eukaryota; Metazoa; Chordata; Actinopteri; Osmeriformes; Osmeridae. Gene Ontology annotation, biological process: regulation of transcription by RNA polymerase II; anatomical structure development.